Gymnodraco acuticeps is the source of this 1401-nucleotide messenger RNA. RefSeq names its product tRNA wybutosine-synthesizing protein 4-like. The coding region runs from base 220 to 987 and encodes 255 amino acids. The transcript is spliced from 5 exons. Lineage: Eukaryota; Metazoa; Chordata; Actinopteri; Perciformes; Bathydraconidae. Gene Ontology annotation, molecular function: protein binding; tRNA methyltransferase activity. The record is from RefSeq and is a predicted model, not a curated record. Gene Ontology annotation, biological process: tRNA methylation; wybutosine biosynthetic process.
CACAUGAAGGAUGUUUUGAAAUGUUCUGCGGACUCCUCAAUUUUUAUCAUGAAAACGGCACUUUGGCAACUUGCUGACAUUAUGCCGACAACACGUAGGAAGAAACAGGGGAGGGACACCUCUGUAUGUCUUAUACAUAAUAUAAAUAUAUACAUUAUACAGCAAAACAUGAUAUAGAGAGUGGUGUUUUUUUAUCAGUGUAACUAAGUACUCUUUUUGAUGGACUCCAAGUCUUCCCAUUGCAAGCCAAGUUCAGGGCACCAACGACAGCAGUGUGUUGAGCAAAGUGCAAAGCGGCCAGAAGAGCCCCGCUCAUCAACAGGAAUGAGCUUUUGUGCAUUUAAAUUGUAUGCAGUAGUAUACACACCAUUAUACACUAUUAUAAAGAAAGUCUGGAGAGCUGUGGACCACUGUGUGAAGAGGUUCUUACAAAUGACUGAAAACUGCCCCAAAAGACAGGCAAGUUAUCAGCAUAAUAAGCGCUUUGAGCACCAGGAAAAGCACUAUCUAAAUCACAUGUAUUAUUAUGAAUCUGUCUCUAGGUGCAGGGUCUCCGCCUGCAUGCAGAGGAAGCACUUCACAGAGCUGUGUGUGUUGAGCAGCAGCAGGAAACACAUCACAUCUUGUGUCCAUAUCAUUCUGUUGUGGUGGUCAUGCCACAACCGUGCACGUGCAUGCAUACGCAAGUCAUGGUACUCCUCCCAUGUGAUUGGUGAGAGGCUGCUGGUGGUUGGAGGAGUUUGGCUGCUUUCAGACGGUGUUCCUGGAGUCCUGAUGAUAAACCUGAGCUCCCUCUGCAGCGUGGAGUUCAGACUGGAGACGUCCUCGGUGUCGUGGCCUCUGGUUCUCCACUCGUUCUGCUCCGAGCUGACGGACUCCAUAGAUCAGAAGCUGCUCCUGAUUGGAGGAGGAGGAAACUGCUUCUCUUUUGGGACUCACCUCAACCUGCAGCCGGUCACUUUGGACCUGAGAGCCACGCUGGGAUGAAGUAGCUUCAAGUGUUUCUGUGAAACUGCAACGCUGCUCAAAUCAACGACUUUAACUGAAGACAUGGAGACUCCAUGACUCCAGAAUUUUGUUGUAUGUUUAUGUAUGUUUUGAGUGUGUGAGGACCCCAGGAAGAAUAGCCAAUGCUCAUGCUAGUGCUAAUGGGGAUCCUAAAAAAAAAAGAAAAAAAAAAAAAGACUCCAACCAGACAGGAAGGAUUAACUUAUAUUUGUUAUAUGGUUUGUGUUUGUUGCAUGUUCUGUUGCUUUCACCUCUUAGAAUAUUUAACAAAUUGUACGGUGUCCUUGAGUGUCAUGAAAGGCGCCUUAAAUAAAAUGUAUUAUUAUUAUUAUUCAUAUUACAUGAGAUAGAGUGGAUUUAUUGAUUUGUAAAUACACUUUUUUGAUAAUUUUG